GCGCCUCCUAGCUCUUCCCAGAGCAAUCAGGAGCUAGGAGGGGUUCCGGAGCCCGAGGCUGGGAAGAUCGAGUCUGCCUGGUUCUUUCUCCUCUUACUGCUUCUUUUCCUGCUCUCCUUCCCACUUGGGCGCGAGUGGCUGAGCCAUGGAGGGAAGAGCCUGGACUGGGCAGUGGAUGGUAUUCGCCUUCUUUGGCGCUUGCUGUGCACUGAGCGGAGUCACAGCCAGGAGGCAGUUUGUUAAUGAAUGGGCGGCAGAGAUCCCCGGGGGACCGGAGGCAGCUGCGGCCAUCGCCGAGGAACUGGGCUAUGACCUUUUGGGUCAGAUUGGAUCACUUGAAAACCACUACUUAUUCAAACAUAAAAGCCAUCCCCAAAGGUCUCGAAGAAGUGCUGUUCAUAUCACUAAGAGAUUAGCUGACGAUGAUCGUGUGAUAUGGGCUGAACAACAGUAUGAAAAAGAAAGAAGCAAACGUUCAACUUUAAGAGACUCAGCUCUAAAUCUCUUCAAUGAUCCAAUGUGGAAUCAACAAUGGUACUUGCAAGAUACCAGGAUGACUGCAGCCCUGCCCAAGUUGGAUCUUCAUGUGAUACCUGUUUGGCAAAAGGGCAUUACAGGCAAAGGAGUUGUUAUCACCGUACUGGAUGAUGGCUUGGAGUGGAAUCACACAGAUAUUUAUCCCAAUUAUGAUCCAGAGGCUAGUUAUGAUUUUAACGAUAAUGAUCAUGAUCCAUUUCCUCGAUAUGACCCCACAAAUGAGAACAAACACGGGACCAGAUGUGCGGGCGAAAUUGCCAUGCAAGCAAAUAAUCACAAAUGUGGAGUUGGCAUUGCAUACAAUUCCAAAGUUGGAGGCAUCAGAAUGCUGGAUGGCAUCGUGACGGAUGCUAUUGAGGCCAGUUCAAUUGGAUUCAACCCUGGACACGUGGAUAUUUACAGUGCAAGCUGGGGCCCUAAUGAUGAUGGGAAAACUGUGGAGGGGCCUGGUAGACUAGCCCAAAAAGCUUUUGAGUAUGGUGUCAAACAGGGGAGACAAGGAAAGGGUUCUAUCUUUGUCUGGGCUUCUGGAAACGGAGGGCGCCAGGGAGAUAACUGUGACUGCGAUGGUUACACGGACAGCAUCUACACCAUCUCCAUCAGCAGUGCUUCCCAGCAAGGUCUCUCACCCUGGUAUGCUGAGAAGUGCUCCUCCACACUGGCCACCUCCUACAGCAGCGGGGAUUAUACCGACCAGAGAAUCACAAGUGCUGACCUGCACAAUGACUGCACUGAGACCCACACAGGCACCUCGGCCUCUGCACCCCUGGCUGCUGGCAUCUUUGCUCUGGCUUUGGAAGCAAACCCAAACCUCACUUGGCGAGAUAUGCAGCACUUGGUUGUUUGGACCUCUGAGUAUGACCCAUUGGCCAAUAACCCUGGCUGGAAAAAGAAUGGAGCAGGCUUGAUGGUGAAUAGUCGGUUUGGAUUUGGCUUGCUAAAUGCCAAAGCUCUUGUGGAUUUAGCUGACCCCAGGACUUGGACCAGUGUUCCUGAGAAGAAAGAAUGUGUUGUAAAAGACAAUGACUUUGAGCCCAGAGCCCUGAAAGCCAAUGGAGAAGUUAUCAUUGAAAUUCCAACAAGAGCUUGUGAAGGUCAAGAAAACAGUAUCAAGUCCCUGGAGCAUGUGCAAUUGGAAGCAACAAUUGAAUAUUCGCGUAGAGGAGACCUUCAUGUCACCCUUACUUCAGCUGCUGGAACUAGCACUGUCCUAUUGGCUGAAAGAGAGCGGGACACAUCUCCUAAUGGCUUUAAGAAUUGGGACUUCAUGUCUGUUCAUACAUGGGGAGAGAAUCCUAUAGGCACGUGGACUUUGAGAAUUACAGACAUGUCUGGAAGAGUGCAAAAUGAAGGAAGAAUUGUGAACUGGAAGCUGAUUUUGCAUGGGACCUCUUCCCAGCCAGAGCAUAUGAAACAGCCCCGUGUGUACACAUCCUACAACACGGUUCAGAAUGACAGACGAGGAGUGGAGAAGAUGGUGGACAUAGGAGAGGAGAAACCUACAGAAAAGAACCUGGGUGAGAAUGCUCUGGUUUCCAAAAGCCCCAGCAGCAGUGCAGGGAGCACAAGAAAUCAGCCAGCAGAAGCAGCCCCUUCUGAGGCCAUGCUGCGACUCCUACAAAAUGCAUUCAGCAAAACCUCACCACCGAAGCAAUCACCUAAGAAGACUCCAAGUGCAAAGCUCAAUAUCCCUUACGAAAAUUUUUAUGAAGCUCUGGAAAAGCUGAACAAACCUUCCCAGCUUAAAGACUCCGAGGACAGUCUGUACAACGACUACGUUGAUGUUUUCUAUAACAGGAAACCUUACAAGCACAGAGAUGACCGACUGCUGCAAGCCUUAGUGGACAUUCUAAGUGAGGAAAAUUAAAAUAAGUGGAUGGUCCCAAGUUGGAAAUAUUCACACAUCUUCUUUUUCUUUAGAUUAUUUUUUUUUUUUUGGCCUAGAUCUGGAGUGGUUGUGUUGGUAUUGUCCCAUACUUAAAAACAUCUUUUGUGCUGCUUUUGCUUUUUCUUUGCAAUGAACUCCAAUAGGAAAUCCAACUUCCAAAAUUGAUCCCAGCUCUUUAAAAACAUGUCUUCCCUGCCUACACAUGUGAAGUGUUUUUUCCUUUCUGCAGUCACCAUUGACGUAGGAUCUCUAUGUCCCAUUAGAUUGACCUCCUGAAUCCACAUUUCAUUUCUCACAAGAAAUGGAAAAACCUGAAAGAUCCAUUAAUUUGAAAAUGUAAUUUAAAAGAUGAAGGAGGAAGAAAACUCUCUAUAGCUUCUUUCCUCUUUGCCAUGUUUUUUUUUUUCCCUUAAAUUUUGAUGCCAAAGAAAUAUUUGCAAAGUAUCUAAUGUGAAAGUUCACAAGGAGUCCCAUUCCCUAGGUAUUCCAAAGUACUACUCAUUGCAGGAGUGACAAUCUGGUCAUUAGAGAAAAAGCCUGGACUAUUUAGAUCUACAAACUGAUCUUGAAAUCUGUGUUAUCUGGCUAAAGACCUCAGAGAAUCUAAAGGUAGCUAUGAUUCACACUAUUUACUCUGUCUUCCUCUAUUUUUCCCUUCUUCCUUGUUUGGCUUCUUAGCUAAAAACUCAAUAUUGAGAUAACUAAUUCAUAGCACUGACUCAGAAAAAAAACUUACACUUAGGCUCAGGAAAUUCUUAGUCAUAAAUUUGUUUAGCUACCUUUAUCUUUAGAACCAAUCUAACAAGAGAAAAAUAUUCCUGAUGGCAAGAAACAAUGCCAGUUACUUUUUCUUAAUUGUAUUCAUGAGAACAGAUUGUUCUGGACUUUUAGCAACUGAAUAUUCAUCCUUGGGCACAACAGGAUCUUUUCUAAUCUGAUAGCUGAUGGCAUCCUGUUAGUAUCAAAUUGCUUCCAUGUUUCAAAUCAGAAAACUGACUUUAUUUGUCCCUCCAAUAGAUUUUAUUUUGUUUAAAGUAUGCUUUUAGGAUUGAGGGUUAGAAAUGAUUGAAAAUGUGAGAUAUAACAUAAAACUUGAUCCCUAGAGCUAUCUUCCCUGAUGGCAACAUUAGAUUUGAAGUCCAGGUCCCUUGGUCUGCUUCACACUAUGUAUGACCACUAUAUUCAUGACUGGUCUGUAUAAAUAGGCAUUUGAUUUUGUCCACUCCAGCACUAAAUGAAUAUGUACAUAGUGUAAAUAGAUUAAGUAAAAGACUAUCCUAAACUUCUUUCAAGCAGGCUCUGUCAUUAAUAAUUUAUGAGUUUGCUAUGAUUAAAUAAUUUAUCUUUAUAAGCAAAAACAUAUUUUAGAUGCUCAAAAUAUCUUUGAGAUCUACUUUGAAUUAUUCACUUGAUCUCAUCUCACCUGGAUAUUCAUUUCUGCUAUUCAUGAAUUGCCAGCUCCUUGGCUUCUCUUUCUUAAUAUGGCAAUGAACUCUCCAGCCACCCACAAAGCUGACAUCUACAAGUGAGUUUCAGAUUUCAAAUCUUCCAUAAAAUUUGAACAUGAUAAGCCCACAAGGCCACGUGUUUAUUUACUUUAAUUUCAAGUGUAGCCCCUUGAAUUUGUAGAGAACCAAGUUAUCUCCAGAGAAAUGCCCAGGAAGCCUACAAGGUUUGCAGCAACACUUUGUCCUGGUUUCACAUAUUAUUUGAUAUAAAGUGUUAGAUAGUAUUUUGACUAUCUGAAUAUUUAAGCAUACCAAAAAGUAUUAAAACUGAACAGGAUCCAAGAGUUGUUAAAUUUCAAUGAAAACCUUUUACCCAGAGAAGCCAAUGAGUAGUGAUAAAUGACAGAGUUGGAGUUAAAAACCCAUCUCUUUCCUGCUCUUAAUCUGCUGACUAUAUGGAGCUUUUUAAAAUCCUUCCUGCCUUUUCACUUUUAAACCCAAACCAGAUCAUUGGAUUAUAGCCAAAGGUUCAUUCUAGAGAAGCUUUAAUAUUUAGAUAAAAAUUAUGUUUGAAUGUUUCCAACCUGGAGUAUAUUGUUCAGUCAUAAAAUAUUUUUGUCGGUCUUUCUUAGUGCCUAUGUGGAUUUUUUGUGAAAAUGUUAAAGCAGAAGAUUAUAUCAUAGUUCCCUUGGAAUUUUAAGCUCUAUUUUCUUUACAGGUAUUUAUAAUGUACCAAUGCUUUUAUCAAACAGAAUUUUGAAAGGCAUAAUAAAUUAUAUUAAAGAACUAAAUGUUUUCGUGAGAGUAAGAAAGUUUCAGCCAAUAAAAUAUUUUUUGAAAGGCAUGUUCCUCUGUCAAUGAAAAUACUAUAUAUACAUAUAUGUAUGUACUAUGAUAUUGAAAGUGAUGUUUGUCUAAUAUUCUAAUACAAUUAAUAACUGAGCUUACCAUUUGUGGUCCUAGCAUUUAUAAGGGAACUCCCAAUACACUUGGUGGAUUAAUCAGACUAUGUAAAAUAUGC
This is a messenger RNA of Dipodomys spectabilis (banner-tailed kangaroo rat), 4894 nucleotides long. It is a transcript of the gene Pcsk1, whose product is annotated as proprotein convertase subtilisin/kexin type 1. Gene Ontology annotation, biological process: protein processing. Gene Ontology annotation, cellular component: Golgi membrane; trans-Golgi network. The record is from RefSeq and is a predicted model, not a curated record. The transcript is spliced from 14 exons. Lineage: Eukaryota; Metazoa; Chordata; Mammalia; Rodentia; Heteromyidae. The coding region runs from base 146 to 2404 and encodes 752 amino acids. Gene Ontology annotation, molecular function: serine-type endopeptidase activity.